Messenger RNA from Dicentrarchus labrax (European seabass), 2978 nucleotides. RefSeq names its product proline rich 35 (gene prr35). The coding region runs from base 257 to 2479 and encodes 740 amino acids. NCBI's taxonomy places the organism in Eukaryota, Metazoa, Chordata, Actinopteri, Moronidae. The transcript is spliced from 4 exons. The record is from RefSeq and is a predicted model, not a curated record.
CUCGCUCCUGCGCUCCUAUUUGAGCGGGACGCGCUGCCCUCUCAGUGCCGCUGCAGAGGAGUGACAGCCAGCCACACCGGGACGCUCUCCAGACAACCAGCUCAUCAUCCUGACAACCUUCUAAGGUCAAGAAAUGCUCUUUUUCAUCUACCUGAGAAAAACUCACAUCCAAUGAAAUGUACCCUGGCACAAAAGAAAAUAAUUAAAAAUCAUUUUAAUACAAUCACACAAUCUUUACAAAUAUCAAGACACAAUCAUGUCCAAGGACGAUGCUUGUAAAGUGACGUCUGCCAGCAAACACAAGGAGCGCAAGCCUAAGAAGCCUCACUAUAUUCCCCGGCCGUGGGGCAAACCCUACAACUACAAAUGCUUCCAGUGCCCCUUCACCUGCAUGGAAAAGUCCCACCUGUACAACCAUAUGAAGUACAGCCUGUGCAAGAACUCCCUUUCUCUGCUCAUAGAGUCAGACUGGCCAUAUAAAAAGGGCAACAUCCUGCACCCAGAGCAGCUACGGCCCUUUCAGCAGGCACACAGCCUUCAAGCUACUGGGAAAGAUGGGCUAGAGCAGGUAACAGGGACUGAGGAGAGACAGAGGCAACGAAGGGCUGUGGAGGAGGAAGGGGAGGACAGGGAAAGCCAGGGAGCAGAAGAUGAGGAAGAGGGAGGACGAGGAGAGGGAGUGGAGGUCACUGGGCUGACGAAAGAGAGCUCCGGUAACAACAGAGGAGACGCCGCAGAGUGCGCUACCAAGAAAACCAAACAGCCAGAAUCAGAACUUCUGAUGGCUGACAUGCUCUCCCUGGAAGAUCAGCUUUUACGGGCGCGCUCAGUAGAGGUAGAGGCCCAGCUCAAACACUACAAGCUAUCCAAGACAUGUCUAACAGCUCCUGGCCUGCUGUCGGAGCAGUGGCGGUUGUUAGCAUCCAGCCACACUAAGGCAAAAGCUGAAGGAGCUCAGCCCAGAGUGAGUAGUUCAAUCCCUUGUUACCCUCCUCCGCCGAACCUGGUGGAUUACCAGGAUCCCACUGGACUCAACCUGUCAAUGCUCGGGGUGGGUUACCCCAUCAGCCCCAGCCUCUUCUCCUACAUGAACUCAGCCAUUCCCACAGCUGCCACGGGUGUCAGUGCCCAGACCCACGCGCAGCUUGCCCAGCUUCCCUUCCUGGCAUCGGCCGCUCAACUGAUGCACCCAGCCUCCAGCACCCACACAGACAGAGCUCUAAUCCCCCCUCGUCUCUACUACCCCUUUCUGUGUGAGCACGCAUUCGGAACGGCCUCUAGUCAUAGCGAUGCCAGCAAAGUGCUCAAGACAUCCACAAACAAUCUAGAAGUGAAUCCCCUGUCUGGCUUCCAGCCCAAAGUAAAUCUGUGGAAAGUGCCUGCUUUGCGGCCAGGGACCACCACAGUCUCCCCUACUGGCUGGGUAUCACCUCAGAGGGACUCCCCUGACCAGGGGUACAGGUUGGGGGAUAAACUGCAGGCUACAGCCAAGGAAGGUAAAGCCAGCUGGGGCCUCAAGAGGACAGGGGCCCCACUGGGGAACCAUGAGGCACCCGUGGACAAGAAGCCGGCCGUGGGUUUCACUCUGGACUUUCUGAAGAAUAUUCAGACUGCAUCAAAUCUAAAUAUGGCAGCAGACAAACUUCUCUUCCAUGGAAGUUUACAGGAUGCCCAGCUUCAGACCCGGCCUACUGAACUGUGGUACAACAAUCCUCUCACCAGUCCCAACAGUGAAACAUCCUCUCUUUCUACCUGUGGAGGACCCAACAGCCAGGACACAACUGCUGCCCAGAAAAUGGGGGAGGGAGCUUCAGAGUCAGUGGCUGCUCUCCUCAGUGACCUCUCCAAGGCCUUGCAGGAGUACCAGGAGGCUGAGCGCAAAAUCUCCCACCUAGAAAAGGAGGACCUUCCUGCCCAGCGCCACCUCUGGGAACACCUGAGCAAAAUCCGCAGCGAGCUUUCCCACAUCCACCAGGCGCUGGAGCGGACGGCUCGCCAGAGCGACGGGCCUCUCGACCUGUCAGUCAAGAGGGUCUCGUCAGAGUUGGUUGGUGACCACAGCAUGAGAGAGGAUGCCAGCCUUAGAGACAACACGACAGAGACAGAGGAGGAGGACGAGGAGCUGGAGGAUAAAAAGGAGGAAGAAGAGAAUGAGAGCGAGAGGAAGGCGAUGAAGGCUUCUUUGGAGAGUCGUAAGCAGUCUUUGGACAUGCUGAUAAAGAUGAGUCAAGCAUCGGUGGUAAACACAGAGGUUCUCUCUCCCGGUGGUCUUGGCGUAAGGCCCAGUUCUGCUGAGGCCUUAUGGCCAAGCAGAGCCACAAAGUGUGAGGCGGACUCCAGCGUUCUGCUCUGCCCCGACGGCCGAUCAGUGGUGUUCACUGACAUCCCCUCCUCUGCCAAAACCCCAAAGAGACCCCCGUCCAUACAGCGACUAGAAGCCCAGUGUCCCCUGAGCCCUUUGACAGCGACUGACAAUUAAACUCCUGUUCUUCUGACUGUAACAUAACUGAUUCCAUACAGUUGUUCAAAUGCAGUUGUCUUCAUUAUUACUGGCAUGUAUUUGAUUUUCACUGGCUGGAGGAGGACUGUCGCUCUUAUUCUCAGUUUAACUCCACAAAAACCUCGAACAUUUUGCACCUUAUAAGACAAACAGAGAAUGAAUGACAAUAUUUGAAAGGAAAGUCUUACAAAUGCACUGUGGACAUUGAUUGUUACAAUAAUAUUCUCCUAAAAAUAAUUUUAAAAAUGUAACAUCAGCAACAAUAAUUUACAUCAGAAUAAUUUGAACAAUUAAGUCCAUUAAAAUCAUAUUGAGAGACAAUCUUUUAAAUGGUUUUGUAAAUAUUGUAAUUACUUAAUAAAUGUAAGUAAAAUGUUUUAAAAGGUAAAUGGUUUUAUAUGGAUAAUGUCAUGUUGGACUGCAUUAUUUCACUUGAUGACAAUAAAUUGUAUUAUACACACUGUAUUUCUUUGAAUAA